GCCAGCCCUCGCAAUGCACUGUUUGCAUUAUGCCAGUACGAACUAGUACGAAGAGUUACAAGCUUCUGUGACGAUGUACGAAUUGUUGUAUAUUUCGGAAAAAUGUUUUUUCCCCUUCGUUCAAUGAAAUAUUAUAAUUUAGCGAGAAUUCAGUGAGCUGAGAAAAGAAAGCAUAUAAAGAAAAGUGUGAUUUACAGUGAUUUAAUCGACGAGAGCAUCAAACAAAAUGAAUACAAAUGUGAAUUCGAUGGAUGGUGAUGGAGAAAAACGCAUGCCGGAAACAAGUAUUUCCAUGCCCGCACACAGUUUGACAACGAUACAAAAUUUGCAGAAUGUGCAGAAUGUCCAAAACAUUGUUCAGACCAACAUCCAAACGAUCCAACCGGUACAGAGUGUCAUUGGUUCAGUUUCAACGACCAAUCCCUUGGUUGGCAAAUCUGUGUCAGUGGAUCUCAAUCCAAAGUUGUCUCUCAUGAAACCCAUCGUUCAAUCGGGAAUAACAUCAUCCACAGAAGCCAACAAAAUAACUACGACGUUGUGUUCUGUGGGUCCGACUGUGAGAAUCAUACCACCAGGGAUGUUGAGUACAGUAGAUCGUCAAACGCAACCACAGGUACAGCAACAAACACAGCAAACUCAACAAAUAGUAACGAGUAUACCAGCAACAUAUCACGUACCACGUGGACCAGCUGCUGUAGCUAAUAUUUCAGCGCCGAGAUCGACAGUCGCCACGCCAAUCGUUCGAGCAUGCACCGGACAAGUAGUGCCAAUAUCGAGACCAGGCUUGAAUACGAGUUCGGCGAAUCCUCAAUGGCAAUCGAAAACGACGUCGGUGGUUUACGCACAACCGCAGAGACAUUCGGUGCCACCAGUAAAUCGGAUAACAACGAGGCCGCCAACUGCAGUUUACAGUGGUCAACAACAGCCACGUUUAGUAACGCCAGUUCAAGGAAGACCUGUGCAAGCAACCAUGGUUACUGGUGUUCAAGGUCAACCCUCGAGGCUUAUAGCACCGGUGCUCCAAACUAACAAUAAUAUUGCUCGAAUACCCGUCGCUGCUCGGCCCACUACGCCUCAAGUUUCCAACAUUACUACGACUAUACAGCCGGGGAGGCCUCUCACUCAACCUUUACAGGCCAACCAAAUUUCGAGACCUUUGACUGCAACAGGAACCGUGAAUCGCAUUGCGGUAUCUGCACCCGUAAUGGGUCCUAUGAACCGAAUAACAAAUGCAACAUCCGUAACCGUGCAGCCAACAGUCGGACGACAAUUGACAAUUAAUCCUACGACAGGAGUUUCGACUGCUACUGUCAGCCGCAUAGUUCUUCCGCAACAGGCACCGAUACAAGUGCAACAACAAUUGCAGUCUCAAGGAGGACCUCGGGUUGUACAAACAGUAACAUCACUCGCAAAUAUUGGAACGGUUUCACGAGUAAUAGCAACAACGUCGAGUGCUCCUGCACAAGUAACGCGCGUAACCCCGGCAGCCCCAACUUCUGUGGCGAGGAUAACUGGUAUGGCAUUGCAUUCAUUGCCUUUGCCCCCAACUCGAACCGCCCCGACGCCGGUUAAAACAAUAUCAGCUCAAAGUAUCGCUCAAGCUGUUCAACUCGCGAAACAACAACAACAACAACAACAGCAACAGCCCGUCCAGCAACAACAACAACAACCCCAGGGCAUUCGAAUAACAUCAGGAAAUUCUAAUCCCUCCGCAGUCAGCAAUAUCAAUAGCAACAAUAACAUCACUCCAACAAAUAACAGUAAUAGCAAUAACAAUUUGAAUACUGGAAAUCCUCAACCGGUUCAAGGCUUGUACUUGAAUUCGCCUCAAACAACUACUUAUUAUUCUGUCGAACCAUCUGGUGCUUAUUCGCAAUAUCGUCCAACGACUGUGCAACCAGUAAGAUUGCUGGUCGAACCAACCAACUACGAGGAAACGCACGCAAAACCAAAUGCAUCGCCACGACCGAGCAUACUUAGGAAAAGAGAUCACGACAAUUCGCCUGCAAAAGGUGUAGCAAAAAAUUUGGUGCCUGUACUCGCAGCUUUGCCAUCGAUCGCUUCCACUUCUAGUCCACCGGGUUCACCGAGAGGGGAUCGUGAUGGUGGUGGAUGUCAAAGCUCAGGUUCGACAACAGUCUCGGCGACAUCUUCGCCGGGGCUGGACGAAGAGCCCGAACAAUCGAGAAUACCGAUCAAUCAAACGGUAGAAAUGUCACCAAGAAAGAAGCCUCGUAAACAGCAGCUCACUGGAGUUGAACUCACCGAAUCUCGAUGUCACGACGAAGAGAUGCAGUUCAUAACGGAGGAAAAAAUGAAAAUUAAAGAAGAAACGAGGGAGAAAUUCGGCGUGGAGAGAAAACAGAUCCCGAAUUUGCAGCAACACGACGGGAGAAUCGUUCCUCAUACACCACCCGUUGUUAUGCGUACGAGACCCACCCCCAGUCUAUUGGGAUCUUCGUGGAAAAAUCGCUGGGGUGGUAGUAGACUUCAUCAUUACAGGAGACCUAGUGACGUGAGACCGCGAGAAGAAAGAAGGCCGACAGUGGCCGAACUGGCUCAGCAGAAGCACGUUUUACAAAAAAUAAAUGGCUGGAAAGUUUAUCAUCUUACCGCACAAAUGGAAGAUUUAGCGGAAUUAGAAAAACAGGUGCACGAAAAAUUGAAAACAACGUUGAUGAUGCUGGAAUCGCAGCAAAUUGGAAAGAGCCGACAAGACGAUGGUCUCGAGCGUGCUAACGAAUUAAUAAAAGGAAACAUGCAACGCAGCAGUUUGAUAAGCGAAGGAAUGAACGAGGCGAGGAGUCAACUCGUCACGAUCUUCCAGCACAAGGGCCACGUGACGGACAUUUUGCAACGUUGUGGCAAUAAGCGCGCGCAAAAGAAGCGGGACAAAUAAGUUAUUUCUUCGUAAAAAUGAAAUCGUCUCUACGGCGAUUAGCACUUGUGAAUAUCAUCAAUGAAAAAAAAAAAAAUACAAAAAAAAAUCAACGUCGUUGCAGCGUUCGCGCUCAUAUAAGAUUCGAGUCCAAAUGGGACGAAGGAAUGGAACGGGCGAGUUAUUUUUUAUCUGUGUCACAGAAUCUAUAUUAUCACAAAUAAAUCAAUGGUUUUAUAAGUCUUAAAAAAAAAAAAAAAAUAAGAAAAAUACCGACGUGACCGUCGUUAAACACGUCGAUAUAGCUUUGUUAUACGAAACUUCGAAAUGUUUUUAUUUUAAUAUACAGGAUUGUCGUAACUUUCA
Molecule: messenger RNA, 3244 nt
Organism: Venturia canescens
Lineage: Eukaryota; Metazoa; Arthropoda; Insecta; Hymenoptera; Ichneumonidae
Gene: Sap130
Product: Sin3A-associated protein 130
Exons: 10
Coding region: 227-2899 (890 amino acids)
Biological process (GO): negative regulation of transcription by RNA polymerase II
Cellular component (GO): Sin3-type complex
Source: RefSeq, a predicted model, not a curated record